AUGGUACUCAGCUCUAUAGUGUAUCACAACAACAUGCUGAUAGCCAGCCCCAUCACCCUGCAUCUGGUGGAGGCGCUCCUGCCACUCUUUGACCACGAUAAUAGCCAGGUGCAGGAGGUGUCCAUAUUGCUCUAUGAAACACUGAUGACUCUUGCAUUGGAAAAAGGUAAAAAGGCCCUGAAGACACAGGUGCGGCAGAGCCUGCUCCCACUCUUCAUCCACUGCCAUGACGAGAAUCCAGAUGUGGCAGAGGCCUCUCAGCAAGCGCUGCAUAGUGCGGCCAAGUUCCUGAAGAGGAGGGAUCUUGAAAAUCUGGUGAAGAAGGAACAGCUGUGGCAGUUCGCCGAGUGCCUGGUAAGGACGGCCUGGAAGCGCCAGGCUGAGGCUGGAGCAGCCCCCUGAGCGCGGCGCUCACCGUGUGCGCUUGGCAGCUGUGGCCCUGCCCAGCGCUGCACGCAGGGGCCGCACGGGCUCUUCUCCCGGCUCCUGCGGCCCCGAGCCGGCUGCCCACGGAGCCCCGGCCCAGCGGGGCUGCGGGCCGGGCCGGCACCGC
Molecule: messenger RNA, 553 nt
Organism: Ficedula albicollis (Collared flycatcher)
Lineage: Eukaryota; Metazoa; Chordata; Aves; Passeriformes; Muscicapidae
Gene: MRO
Product: maestro
Exons: 3
Coding region: 1-402 (133 amino acids)
Cellular component (GO): cytoplasm
Source: RefSeq, a predicted model, not a curated record